Notothenia coriiceps (black rockcod) is the source of this 1489-nucleotide messenger RNA. RefSeq names its product D-amino-acid oxidase. Gene Ontology annotation, cellular component: cytoplasm. Bases 139 to 1176 code for a protein of 345 amino acids. The record is from RefSeq and is a predicted model, not a curated record. NCBI's taxonomy places the organism in Eukaryota, Metazoa, Chordata, Actinopteri, Perciformes, Nototheniidae. Gene Ontology annotation, molecular function: FAD binding; D-amino-acid oxidase activity. Gene Ontology annotation, biological process: D-alanine catabolic process; L-proline catabolic process; D-serine catabolic process. The transcript has 11 exons.
GAACUUCGAAACACAGACACAUGUCUCCGCCCCUCUCCCAUAUAUGACAGCUGCAGGCUUGACCAGAGGGUGAGUCGGGGUUGUGAGAGUUGGGAAAGACUUCAACAACUCCUGCAGUGCGAAAACAAAUCUGAAGAAAUGCGGGUGGCAGUGAUUGGAGCUGGAGUCAUCGGCCUGUCAGCGGCUCAGAGCAUCUACGAGCAGUUUCACUCCAUCGUCAGUCCACUGAGCAUCGAGGUGUAUGCAGACUGUUUCACUCCUCUGACCACGAGCGAUGGAGCUGCUGGCUUGUGGCAGCCCUACCUGUACGAUAAAGGCAAUGUCCAGGAGACAAAAUGGAAUAAGGAAACAUUUGACUACUUGCUGAGCUGCCUCAGAUCGCCAGACUCCAUUCAAAUGGGUGUAUUCCUUCAAUCUGGCUACAACCUCUGCACUGAACCAGCCCCAGAUCCCUCAUUUAAAGAUAUCGUCCUAGGCUUCAGACAGCUCACAGAGCGAGAACUGCAGAUGUUUCCCGGAUACAAUCAUGGGUGGUUCAACACUGCUCUCAUGCUGGAAGGUAAAACAUACUUACCUUGGCUGAUGGAUUGGUUGCAAAAAAGGGGAGUGACAUUUUACCAAAGAAAAAUAGAUUCCUUUAAGGAGCUGGCUGAGUCUGGGGCAGACGUGAUAAUAAACUGCAGUGGGAUGAGAUCAGGAGAUCUCCAGCCGGACCCUGAGCUCAAACCCGGGCGGGGGCAGAUCGUGAAGGUCGAAGCGCCGUGGCUGAAGCAUUGGAUUCUCACCCACAAUUUAAAAAAAGGAGUCUACAAUUCACCAUACAUCAUUCCAGGGAGUCGACUCGUGACAGUCGGUGGGAUUUUACAGUUAGGGAACUGGAGUGAAAAGAACAAUUCUAUGGACCAUAAGUACAUCUGGGAAAGCGCUUGUCAGCUCGAGCCAAGUCUCAAGCAUGCCAGGAUAGUGGAGGACUGGGCCGGCCUCAGGCCUGUUCGCAGCAAAGUCCGAUUGGAGAGGGAGACCAUACAGUCCGGAGCAGCUGCAAUAGAGGUGAUACACAACUACGGACAUGGAGGUUUUGGACUCACCAUUCACCGGGGCUGCGCCCAAGAGGCAGCGAGACUCUUCGGUCAGAUUGUGGAACAAAAAGGGAAAGGUCCAAAAGCUCGCUUGUAAAUUUCUGUGCAGCUGCAUGAUUGAUUGAUUGAUUGAUUGAUUGAUUGAUUGAUUGAUUGAUUGAGGUGCACUUCGAAUUUUAAUGUCAGUUCCUUGUGCCUCAUAAUCCAAAAACUGUUAUUUUCUAUAACCAGCAUUUUAGCAAACAGAUUUUCAAUUUCCAUACCUUUGGGGUACUUACAUUACAUAAAUACAACUCAUUUUUGUAACUUGUAUGUAACUCUAAAGAGUAGACGCCAAUUAAAUGAUUCACAUCUAAUCAUAGAUAAAUCCAUAGAUGCAUAUGUUCAUUUAAAGAAGUAUAUAGCUUAAA